Jaculus jaculus (lesser Egyptian jerboa) is the source of this 1243-nucleotide messenger RNA. RefSeq names its product prostaglandin reductase 1 (gene Ptgr1). Gene Ontology annotation, cellular component: cytoplasm. The transcript is spliced from 10 exons. Gene Ontology annotation, molecular function: 15-oxoprostaglandin 13-reductase [NAD(P)+] activity; 2-alkenal reductase [NAD(P)H] activity. The record is from RefSeq and is a predicted model, not a curated record. Lineage: Eukaryota; Metazoa; Chordata; Mammalia; Rodentia; Dipodidae. The coding region runs from base 120 to 1109 and encodes 329 amino acids. Gene Ontology annotation, biological process: prostaglandin metabolic process.
AGUUCCCAGGAGAGGCAGCUCCUCCCUGGAGAAGCCCCGCCCUCUCCUGCCGCCCUCCAUAAAGCCAGCCCCGACUGCCGUCCGCUCCUAGCGCCUUCUCUCCGGCUCUAUGAUUCAUCAUGGUGCAUGCUAGGAGCUGGACCCUGAAGAGACGCUUUGAAGGCUUCCCUACUAAGAGUAACUUUGAGUUGAAGACUACUGAGCUUCCACCCUUAAAAAAUGGAGAAGUCCUGCUUGAAGCUUUGUUCCUCUCUGUGGAUCCUUACAUGAGAGUGGCAGCCAAAAGAUUGAAGGAGGGUGAUAUGAUGAUGGGUGAACAAGUAGCCAGAGUCGUGGAAAGUAAAAACUCAGCCUUCCCAACAGGAACCAUAGUAGUGGCUUUUUUAGGCUGGACAACGCACUCCAUUUCCGAUGGGAAGGAGCUGAAAGAGCUGCCUGCCGAGUGGCCAGAGACAUUACCCCUGUCUUUGGCUUUGGGGACAAUUGGCAUGACAGGCUUAACUGCCUACUUUGGCCUACUUGACAUCUGUGGUGUGAAGGGCGGAGAGACAGUGAUGGUUAAUGCAGCAGCAGGAGCUGUGGGCUCUGUCGUGGGACAGAUAGCUAAGCUCAAGGGCUGCAGAGUUGUGGGUGCAGCAGGGUCUGAUGAAAAGAUUGACUAUCUAAAAAAGAUUGGAUUUGAUGCCGCCUUUAACUACAAGACAGUGGAGUCUUUGGAACAAGCUUUGAAGAAAGCCUCUCCUGAUGGCUAUGAUUGCUAUUUUGAUAAUGUGGGUGGAGAGUUUUCAAACUCUGUUAUACCCCAGAUGAAGACCUUUGGAAGAAUUGCAAUCUGUGGGGCCAUCUCCAUCUAUAACAGAACUGGCCAACGUCCCCCAGGCCCACCCCCAGAGAAUGUUAUCUAUCAGCAACUCCGGAUGGAGGGGUUCCUUGUCACCCGGUGGCAAGGAGAUGUCCGCCAGAAGGCACUGAAAGACUUGAUGAAUUGGGUCUCAGAGGGUAAAAUCCAGUAUCGUGAGUACAUUACUGAAGGAUUUGAAAAAAUGCCAGAAGCAUUUAUGGGAAUGAUGAAAGGAGACAAUUUGGGGAAGACCAUCGUGAAAGCAUAAAAAAAGGCAUGUGGAAUAAUCAUGGGGUAAUUAAGUUUUUGCCAUUUGGUUCAAAAUAUAUAUUGCUUUUUGUGAGAACUAGUAACUAUAAUGAGUUUGACCUACUUAAUAAAAUACAAUGAAAUGAUUUUUAA